UAUCUCGCUUAUCAUAUGCCCACUUUUCAUGUCCGGAUCUACGUUUACCCAUUUUCCCUCGUCUUUCGUUGCCCUUUUCUGAAGAAAGCGCCAGAAUUGGCCCGCCACUUGAAUUUUGCCAUCGCUGGCGCCGUCAGUUGUUGCAUUUGGCUCUGGACCAUCGGACAUUUCCUUUCAUCCCAGGCUCUCAUACCACCCUCCCACCCGUGCAGCCACCCCCCAUUGUUGGCGAAAUUCAGAGACCCAGUUCGGCCACGGUCCUGCUCGCGGGGUCACACCAACUGCAUCGUUUCAGUCCCACCCACGGCCAUGGAUCCUCCCGAGGCCCAACCCUUUGUCGGUCCCACCCUUAGUGUGGGUCUGACCUAUUCGUGGCAGAAUCUGUGCGCUCAAGUGCCUUUAGCCCGGAAAUCGGCCCUGGGAAGCUGCUGGUCGCGAAGGUCAUCCAGUCCGACCCUGUCGGAUCCAGGGGCGAACGAGGCCUUGAAUUGGCCUUGGCGCGAGAGUGGAAAAGUGGUUUUGGACCAUGUGAGCGGGAUUGUGGAACAGGGCGAUGUGUGCGCCAUUCUGGGCGCUUCCGGAGCGGGCAAAUCCACGCUGCUCAAUGCCCUGACCAUGAGGAAUGUGGAUGCCUUAGAGAUCAGUGGCGAACGAUACUGUAAUGCUGAGUUGGUCACGCCCGAGUCUUUAACGGCUCAAUCGGCUUACGUUCAACAGGACGACAUGUUCAUUGGGACCUUGACCGUACGGGAACACCUUCAGUUCCAAGCACGAGUUCGAAUGGAUCGACAGUUCAACGCCAAAGAGAGAAUGGCUCGCGUGAAGGAGGUGAUCCAACAUUUUGGCUUGGAUAAUUGCGCUGACGUUCUGAUUGGCGUGCAAGGAAGAAUUAAGGGAAUUUCCGGAGGCGAAUCCAAACGACUCGCUCUUGCCUCCGAAGUGUUGACCAAUCCGUUGCUAAUGUUUUGUGAUGAGCCUACUUCCGGAUUAGACUCGUACAUGGCGCAAAACGUGGUCGAAACCUUGAAGAAUAUGGCUGGAGAAGGCAAGACGGUGAUAAUCACCAUACAUCAACCCUCAUCGCAAGUAUUUGAAAUGUUUAACAAAGUCCUUCUUUUGGCUAACGGACGAGUGGCUUUCCAUGGGAGUCGCGAGAAUGCCGAAGGAUUCUUCCGUUCCAUGAACAUGAUCGUUCCCCAAUAUUUCAAUCCAGCCGAUUUCUACGUCCAAAAACUGGCCAUGGUGGCAGGGAAACGUGAAGAGUCUGAAGCUCAAAUCCAACAGAUCUGUGACACGUUUCAAUCUAGCACAUGGGGAUCGCAAUUAAGUGAUAAGCUAGACAAGAACGCGAGUCCGGACGCGUCCGCUUCGCAGCCUUCGACCAGAGUUGCCAUUUCCAAGUACAAGGUCAGCUGGUGGCAACAGUUCUCGGCCCUCAUGACCCGAACCUACUUAGCCACCAUCAAGGAGCCCUUGAUUGCCAAGGUCAAGAUCAUGUCGACGCUAGUGGUCUCGCUUGUUUUGGGCUUCAUCUACUACGGGCAAAAGCAUGAUCAAGCCGGGAUCAUGAACAUCAACGGCGCCAUUUUCAUCAUCAUCACGAAUCUCUCGUUCGAAAACAUCUUUGCCGUCAUCAUGGUGUUUUGCAAUGAGCUGCCCAUCUUUCUCCGCGAACACGCCAACGGAAUGUAUCGAACCGACGUGUACCUGAUUUGUAAACAGCUAGUCGAGACCCCUGUUUUCAUCAUUACCACAACUAUUACGGUUGUUAUAUUGUACUGGAUGACCGGGAUGAAUCCGGAUCCCAUUCGCUUUUUGGGUGCUCUAGGAAUCGCGCUUUUGCUGACCCAAGUCAUCGUGUCGUUUGGCUACAUGAUCUCUUGCAUCGUACCCAAUGCUCAAGUGGGCAAUGACAUCUCUCCUGUGCUUAUCUUACCAUUCAUGCUCGUGGGGGGUUUCUUCCUCAACAAUCUCUCCAUCCCCACUUGGCUCAUCUGGCUGAAAUACAUCUCUUGGUUCAAAUAUGCCAACGAGUGCCUAGUCAUCAACCAAUGGAGUGGGGUGGAAUAGAUUGAUUGUGAUGAGGGCGUGGAUUGGGGUUGUAUUCACACGGGAGAUGAGGUCAUUGCGAGAUUGGGCUAUGACAAAAGCAAUAUGACUUUCAACCUCUUGAUGAUGUUGGCAUUUUCUCUUGUCUAUCGUGUCAUUGGAUUCCUCGUGCUUUGUGUCAAAAGCCGACGUCGCAACUGAAGAACCUCAUUAAUAUUUCAAAGCCUCUUUUCUUGAAUUUUCAUUCAUGAGGUGCCUGGAAACGGGGUCAUAACGCUCCUUUGCCCUUGGUCCAAAGGUGAAAGUGUACGCACAAUACGUGGAAACGAAAUUUGCCAUUGGGGGAAGGGAGAAGCAGAGUAUAAUGACGAGCAAUAGUAACUAUUAUAAUGUUUAGUUUGAGAAAUAAACACUUUUGCCCACCUCCA
This is a messenger RNA of Tigriopus californicus, 2477 nucleotides long. RefSeq names its product protein white-like. Lineage: Eukaryota; Metazoa; Arthropoda; Copepoda; Harpacticoida; Harpacticidae. The transcript is spliced from 3 exons. Gene Ontology annotation, molecular function: ABC-type transporter activity; ATP binding; ATP hydrolysis activity. Bases 16 to 2070 code for a protein of 684 amino acids. The record is from RefSeq and is a predicted model, not a curated record. Gene Ontology annotation, cellular component: plasma membrane.